AUGAACGAAGAUAACAGUGUAACGGUUCUUGAUUUGUUAAAUCUUUCUUUGGGCACUCCGGAAAUUGGAGCUGUGAACUUUAACUUGCUUCAUCGUUUCUUACUCGAGUUGAUUAAACAUUUGUCUAUCGCCGGGGAAGAGAUAGAUGUCACAGACGAUCUUGCCGUUGAACGCGCUUUAAAAGAGACGAGAAAAUUGAGUUCUGGCCAUUCUCACAUACAACUUGUCUAUGAUGACCACAAAACCGAGUCAAUGAGUCCAGAAGACUCAAAAAAUGCGGAACCAUGUACUUCCAGCUCAGAUGUGACCAAUUCUAUCAGUGGGGAUGAAGAACGUCAAAAGUUGCCAAUCAUUGGGGAAGAGGAAAUGACUAUGCAACAAGAUAUGGAAGGAGCUAAAGGGGAAGAUGAAGAAAACGAUCACCGGGACAGAAAGAACAGUAAAGAAACUACAUCACAUGGUAAUGCUGAAGUCGUGAAGUCAGACAACAAGACUGAUGCCAAUAGUUAUGGUCUUUCAAGACGUCCAUCCUCUAUUUCGAGCAAUAAAGGCGUUCGCAAACAAAGCAUUCCUGUUACAGUGCCUGGUCUUCAUCAACUUGAGAGAAAAAUGUCCAUUCUUGAAGCAAAAUUUGAAUCGCUAUCAUCAGCUCCAAGAAAUCUUGAAACUGCAAACGAGAUACAAAACGAAGAGAGCAAAACAACUGCAGCAGGCAAUUCUAGGCAAGUUACGAACCUUGUGCGCAGAAUCGAGGUUAUAGAAGGCACUAUUGGCGGUAUCACUGCUUCGUUGGAUGAUGUAAAGAAGCAGUUAAAGAAAAUAAAAGACUUUAACUUUGAAGAAAAGUUUAAAGAUAUUUUUCAGAAACUUAAUCAAAAACCUAGCGUCGUGCAAAAAAUGGAAGAAAGCUCCGAUGAAAAGUUUAAAAAGGUUUCGGAGAACUUUAAUCGAAAACCUGGUGUCGUGAACACAAUGGGAGAAAGCUUUGAUGAGAUUAAAAUAAAGCUUUCUAAACUCGACGAAAAGCUGAAAAAUGUUCUGUAUAAAUCCGAUCUAAAGGAAUAUGUUACUGGAGAGAAAAUGAAAGAAACAUUGGAGCGCAGACUUCAAAACUAUUCGCCAACAAAAUCAGCUGUAAGAGAUUCAGCAGAGAUUCCUUCAGAUACUGAAUCAGUUGCAACAAAGUCGGCAACGCCAAACACUAAUUCCGUCGACAAUAAUGAAACAGCAUUGUCUGAAGUAGGAGAUGACGAAGGAAAAGUCUAUGGAGGAAAAGAGAAUAUUGGAAACAUGCCCAGUGAAGCUUCUGAAGAGUUUUACAACACCAUGAGCGAUUUCUGCAAGAAAACUGAGCGAAAGAUAAGGGAACUUGAAAAAUGCUUGUCGAACACUGGAAAUAAUAGGCACUCCAGCACGGAGCACUUCGAAAAAGAGUUGAAAAACAUCAGAGACGUUCAAUCGAGCUUACAAAACAGUCAAAAAAAGAUCGAGAACGACUUAAACAAUCUUUUAGAAAAUCCUUCUCAUUAUACUCAUGCUGCAUCGCAAAAUAUUCCCAGUGAACUUAAUAAUUCAACAGAAGACAGACUGCAAAGUAUGGCAGAAAACCUACUGGAAAUGAAGCAAAGGUUAUUCGGAUUGAAUGAUAUUAAAGAAACCAUCAGAAAUCUGAAAGAAUCGGAAGAUAUUGUUAGAUCUGACGUCGAUAAUGUCCAUACGGAACUCGCGAAAAUCAUGAAAUAUUUCGAGGAAGAACAAGGUAGAAGAAAAACGGUACCCAGUGUUGUAGGUCAUAGACUCUCGACUGCAGCAGUCGACAACGAGGAUUUACAUAAGAUUCGCUCGAGUUUACACGAUGUAAAAAACGAAAUCGAUAAACAUCAUGUCGCCAUGUUACAGCUUAUGGAUGACCAAAACAAAAAACAGCUUCAUCUUGAUGCUCUUUAUGAUCAUGUGGCUCACCUGGAAAAAAUGAAAGCAGAUACACAAGAAAUCAAUCUUGAAAUCAAAGCGAAAGCAGAUCGUAGAGACAUGGAAGAUAAAGUCAGUCAAGACAAAUUUCACAACAGUUUGAGCACUUUGGACCAGUCUGUUCAAGAUCUUGUCGAAAAGCUUGUGGGACACGAAGCGACCUUGAAGCAAGCCAUAAAUCACAUAACUUUGGACGUGAACUCUAAAUUAGAUAAGAUGGACAUGGAUACAGUGAAAGAUUAUUUUGAAGAAAAGCUAAAAGAUCUCAAUUCCAAAGUUAAACAAAAAUCAAAUACUGAUAAGGCGCAAGCUGCUGCAAGUCGUACUUGGCUUAUACAGCCUGCAAACUGUAUAUCAUGUGAUAGACCAGUUCACUUAUACCGGGAAGGCACCAAGUUACCCUCAUUACCUCUAAACAAACCUCUACCUCAGGGAAAGUCGUACCGGCCGUACAUGUCACUCGAUCUCAACGAUUUUAGGUCAAAAAUGCAUGCUUUACAAUACGAAAACAAGAAAAAUGAAAGCGACUCCUUGGGUGUAGCUAACGUCCAAAAUGAAUUGUUGAAAUUAAGGGCGAUAAAAGAGGUGGACGAUUUUGCUGAGAUAAGCAGCCGUCCAUGUGGAGGAAACCACACACUCACAUGUCCAGAGAAGCGAACAACAAUUCGAGUCAACAAAGCUUAUCGUGAGGAUUUGCAUUUUAUUGCUCAGUUAUCUCAGAAAGAUCUCAGCAUUGUUGAUAUUCUUGGAUACGAUGGUCACGUGUACAAAGGUCAAGUCAAUCAACUACCAUCAAUUCCAGAAAUUCCUAAAAGGAGUAUCGCAACUCGUCCUACUACCGGCUCAAAUCGUCAAUGCAACAGUAGUCCUACAUAAAUUACAUCCCUACAGUAUUCAAGUCAGGUUGCAAAAUAUGUCAUAAAAACAAAAACAUACAUGUAUAGAGAACGUAUUAAUUCUUCUGUAUUUGAAACCAAAUUAUAUUGCAAACUUAAAGCAAUAACUCAAAAAGGCUUUUGUUGCACAGAUUUUCAAGAGAAAAGACUGCAAUGAGUUAUGGGGCAUAUGAAGAAGUUAGGUUGCUAGAAUAUGGCUUGGAGAUUGUAGUAGAUUGUCAUUGUUUCCCAACUUAAAAUUGUUUCC
Xenia sp. Carnegie-2017 is the source of this 3114-nucleotide messenger RNA. RefSeq lists its product as uncharacterized. NCBI's taxonomy places the organism in Eukaryota, Metazoa, Cnidaria, Anthozoa, Malacalcyonacea, Xeniidae. The record is from RefSeq and is a predicted model, not a curated record. The transcript has 5 exons. The coding region runs from base 1 to 2847 and encodes 948 amino acids.